AUGGAGUGCCGGCGUAUCAAUACAACAGUCAUUUCGUUUGAUUAUUCAAAUUCUGACACGUUGAAGAGAAAUCAGUUCCUGACUGUGAUAAACUGCAAAUUACCUGGAAACCAAGAAGAUCUAAGCAAUAUAUUCAGAGCCACCAAUAAUAACCACUUCUACUACGGGGCUGUCACAGAUAGAAAUACUGUUAUUUGGUUUAAUGUGUUCAGUUCUGCCUCCUUCCUAAAGGAGUACACGCUCUCUGUCACAGACAAAGCCACAAAUAUUGCGCAAAUCGUAAAUAACCCAAAUGACAAGAUCAUACGCCCAAUAGAAACAGAAGAGACAGAAGGAUCGUACCCUCUGACAAGCAAAUCCAAAAUAAUCUUCACAAAAAAGUACAUCAUCAUUGACACAUCAAGUAAGAUAAUAAUCUACGAUGCAAAUGGCACAUACCAUUCAGAUAUUGACAUGGGACUGGAUAGUACAUCCUCAAUGUAUGCCUCCCUCUGCAGCAAAUACCUCUUCCUGCACCUGGAGAAGGGAAUGAUUUGCUUAUAUGACAUUAAUGAAAAGGUCUUUGUUUAUAGAAAGAGGCACCCAAUAGGCACAUCUUCUGUAUUUGGGAAUGUAUUUUCGUACCUCAGAUAUUUCACUAUUUCCAAGAACACACUUACCCUUGGAAGAGUCAGAGAUGGCAGCAUUCUUCUGGAGCUAACAUACCCAGAGGAGCUCACUACAGCAGCCACUGACAUUCUGCACAAGAAGAUUGCAGUCGGGUCUGUCUCUGGGUGUGUUUAUUUUACGCGCCUGGAUGGCAUCCCGUGCGAGUUUUCUUCAGUGAAAGUGUCAGAUGCUAAGAUACAACAGUGCUUCUUCUCAAACUCAGGAAGACAUAUUUUUGCCUUGGUGGAGGGCCAGAUUAAGGUGAUUGACACGAAGGACGGGAAGGUUGUGAAGGCUAUUCUGAACGAAUCCAGCCAGCAUAUGUUUACAUAUACAAGCAGUAGUAAUUUGCAUUUCCAAUAA
Nematocida ausubeli is the source of this 1011-nucleotide messenger RNA. RefSeq lists its product as uncharacterized. The record is from RefSeq and is a predicted model, not a curated record. The transcript has a single exon. NCBI's taxonomy places the organism in Eukaryota, Fungi, Microsporidia. Gene Ontology annotation, molecular function: protein binding. The coding region runs from base 1 to 1011 and encodes 336 amino acids.